CACUCUGUGGGGGACCUGACAUUAUCUUCUUGAUCCAGGGACCCCCUCUGAAAGAGCCUCCAAAAGACUAAAUCCAUAAAACAGACAAAUCGGUGAUGAUGUCUUAGCAUCCGCUGCCUUCAUCUUCACAGCGUCUUAAGCCCCAGAACCCCUGGCAUGGUAAUUGGGACUGAAAACGUAUGAUGGAUGCGUCCAAACAAAGGCCCCGGUGCUUACUUCAUAUUUCUGCUCUGCUCCCAUCAUCAUGUCAAUGCUUGAUGGCCCCAACGAAAGUGGGCAAAAGAUCUCACCGACCUCUUCACUCCUGCGCGUCCACAUCCAUCUCAUCAACCCCCUCUGGGCCAGUGCCAGCCGUCUUGUUGAGCUCCGAGGCCUUGGGAGUCGGCUCACUAUUUUCCGAAUCGGAACCGUCGCCAUCCUCCUUGGGGUGAACGGUCUUGCGACGCAUAAUUUCCCUUUCACGGGCAAUAUCAUGUCCAGACAUUGUCGUGGUGUUUUCCAUCUCGUCGCGCGACCGCUUUCCCCCGCUUCCCGGCCGAGGCGGUCCCGAGACGGCGCGGCGGUCGUCGUCGUCGUCGUCGUCGUCGUAGCUCAUCAUCAUCGGCUUGUCGAGGCUUGUGGUGCUGCUGCUGCCACCACCACCACCAUCACGACCCUCGACGGUGUCGUUGCCUCUGGCGUAGCUUCCAGUAAAAGUCGGCAUCGGUCGCGGUCCGUGCGGUCGCUCCACGGGACGCUGCAGGCGGAGGAGAGGGUCCAGCUUUGGGUUGAGAUGCGCAAGGCCCUUCGGGAUCUGGGGGAUCGACGGCGUCGGCGAGUUGGGAUCGGGCCAGACGAACCGCGACGUAUCGGCUGUGUCAGGGCCUGCGCGUGCCGCAUUUUCGUCACCGUCCUCGUCCUCCUCCUCGUCCUUGUCGUCCAGGUGCUGCGGACUCAUGACAAACUGACCCCAUUCAGCGGCUAUAUGGUAUGCGGGGUUAUCCUUCGCUUCGACGAUGACGGGCUUGAACGGCCCGUGGGGACCGCUUCCUCGAGGAAUCCGGCGGUGGGAUACGGUUCUCCUCUCGACGGUUGCGGAUGCCUCUGGUGCCUUGGCCUGAGCAGAUUGAACCUGGACGCCGUGGCCGUGGCCGUGGCCACGAGAUGGGGUAGUAAAAGCUUGAGAGCCAAACGUGCGGGAGAUGGCAGCCUGGACUUCUGGAGACUGGAUAACAAAGGGCCGGGUGUCAGGGGAGGACUUUACUUCGGGUGCUUUGUCCCAGCUCUCAUCUCUGGCCUUGUUUUGGUUCUGGCGCUGGCGAGCAGCAUCUGGGAACAAAACACGGCUCACCCUUUUCUUGCUUGAAAAGCUCCUUUCUUCAUCAGAAUCCAUCAUGCGAAGUAAUUCAAAGAUGAAAGAAAUCUGGUGCUGGGUCUGGGAUGCUGUAGCAAAGGGUCUGGUUGGUGAGAAAAACAAGGCGAGUCUCAAUGAAAGGGUUCAGCGAGACAAGACUGUGAUGCCCUGGGAAGGUGAAGUUGAAAAAGUUAUGGAAACAAGGAGAAGGGGGGAAAGAGCUUCCUUUUACCCAAGGUAAGCUUUGAUAUAUUUAACCCCGUGGUGCAAGAGUCUCGGCGUGGGAGGCAGUUGAAGGGUUCAUUUGCCCUGUUCCUGAACAUACCUUAAGUUGGUGAUGCCCGGCCCUCGCCGAGUCGCCAUAGCUCUCUUACCUAUCUGGAAAGCCGGAGGGUGGAAGUGUUUUAUGGCAUAUUUUCUCACAAGCUAACCAGGCAUCCAUUCUCAGCACACAUGGGUUUAUUGAAAAUUCUUUGCA
This is a messenger RNA of Sodiomyces alkalinus F11, 1811 nucleotides long. RefSeq lists its product as hypothetical. Bases 245 to 1345 code for a protein of 366 amino acids. The transcript has a single exon. NCBI's taxonomy places the organism in Eukaryota, Fungi, Ascomycota, Sordariomycetes, Glomerellales, Plectosphaerellaceae. The record is from RefSeq and is a predicted model, not a curated record.